AUGCUGGAUGGCCAAUCCCAGGUGGUCCUAGAAGGACCCCAAGGGAACCUCUUGCAUUCCCUCGGAUCGGCAAUCAAUUCCCGCAAGCGACAGCCCUUUUGCACUGAUAUCGAGGGCUGGGGCCCCAUCAGCUCAUCGAGAUUCGACCUGACGCCAUGCUUCCUUGACGUGAUUGUGGCGGUAGUGGCUGUCUGGGGUACGCUGAGCGGACUAGGUGCCUUGUGGUUUUUGCUGAGGAAGCGGAUUCCGCAGCCGGUAGCAAAGAACUGGCAUUUCUACACCAAGUUGGUUGUACUUGCUGCCCUUGUCUUUGUGACCGCCCUUCAAGCUGCGAUCCAGGUUGAAACGCAACCAAACGCCUUCUGGGCCGACUUCCAGUUCUGGUCCUCGAUCUUAACCAUCGUCUCGCUAGGAGUGAUUACUUCUGUACAAUACAUUGAGCAUUGGCGGAGCAGACAGCCCAACGGAGUUGUUCUGUUCUACUGGCUCUUCUUCAUUAUCGCAUAUGCCGUUAAGCUGCGCUCUCUGGUCGCGCGCGAAGCCUUUAUCGAUCAACUCCCAUACUUUGUUUGCAUCAAUGUGAGCUUGGGCCUGGCACUGCUUGAGUUGGUGCUGGAAUACUUCGUGCCCAAGAAGCAGAGUGCAUAUGAUGCUCUGGGAGACGAGGAUGAGUGUCCUUACAACUAUGCUGAUAUUUUCUCGGUCCUCACCUUCAGCUGGAUGACUCCAAUGAUGAAAUAUGGAUACAAGAAUUACCUGACCCAAGAUGAUUUGUGGAAUCUCCGCAGUCGCGAUACCACCCGAGUCACGGGCGAUGCUCUGAAGGAGGCAUGGGAUCAAGAGCUUCAAAGCAAGAACCCAUCCUUGUGGAUGGCAUUGUUCAAGGCCUUCGGUGGACCUUACUUCCGCGGUGCGAUCAUCAAAUCCGGAAGUGACUGCCUUGCUUUUGUCCAGCCGCAACUCUUGCGACUUCUCAUUUCCUUCGUUGACUCCUAUCGUUACCCUGACCCUCAGCCGGUCAUUAGGGGUGUCGCCAUCGCCUUGACCAUGUUUGUCGUUUCUGUUUGCCAGACCAGCUGCCUGCAUCAGUACUUCCAACGUGCCUUUGAUACUGGUAUGAGAGUCAAAUCGGCCUUGACCGCUAUGAUCUAUGCAAAGUCCUUGAAACUAUCAAACGAAGGCCGGCUGACAAAGACAACUGGUGACAUUGUCAACCACAUGGCUGUUGAUCAACAGCGCCUUUCGGACUUGACACAAUUUGGUACACAACUGUUGUCUGCGCCUUUCCAAAUUACGCUUUGCAUGCUAUCUCUGUACCAGCUCGUUGGACCUAGCAUGUUUGCCGGUGUCGGAGUAAUGAUUUUGAUGAUUCCUCUGAAUGGUGUCAUUGCGCGCAUGAUGAAGAAGCUGCAGAUUGUUCAAAUGAAGAACAAGGAUUCGAGAACCCGACUCAUGACUGAGAUUCUGAACAAUAUCAAGAGCAUCAAGUUGUACGCCUGGAACACGGCGUUUAUGAACAAGCUCAGCCAUAUUCGGAAUGACCUCGAGCUUAACACCCUGCGCAAGAUCGGAGCCACACAAUCUGUUGCAAACUUCACCUGGCAAUCUACUCCUUUCCUCGUCUCAUGCUCCACAUUCACUGUUUUCGUCUUGACAAGCGACAAGCCUUUGACUACUGAGAUUGUGUUCCCAGCUUUGACCCUCUUCAACUUGCUCACCUUCCCGCUCUCUAUCCUUCCCAUGGUGAUUACAUCUAUUAUUGAAUCAUCCGUCGCCGUGAAGCGACUGAUGGACUACUUUACUGCGGAGGAGCUGCAGACCGAUGCUGUCUCCUUCCAAGACCCCGUGGCACACAUGGGUGACGAGUCUAUUCGUGUCCGUGAUGCCUCGUUUACCUGGAACCGCCAUAGUGGUUCCACCGUGCUGGACAACAUCGACUUCAGUGCGCGCAAGGGUGAGCUCAGCUGUAUCGUUGGGCGAGUCGGCGCUGGAAAGUCUUCUCUCCUCCAGUCGCUGUUAGGUGAUCUCUGGAAGACGCAGGGUGAAGUAGUGGUACGUGGUCGCAUCGCAUACGUCGCCCAAGCUCCUUGGGUCAUGAAUGCUAGCGUCCGGGAAAACAUUGUGUUCGGGCAUCGUUGGGAUCCAGCUUUCUAUGACAUGACCGUGGAAGCAUGCGCUCUCCUUGAUGAUUUCAAGAACUUGCCCGAUGGUGAUCAGACGGAAGUCGGAGAGCGUGGAAUUUCGCUUUCCGGAGGACAAAAAGCACGUCUGACACUCGCCCGAGCAGUGUAUGCCCGUGCCGAUAUUUAUCUUCUGGACGAUGUUCUAUCCGCAGUUGAUCAGCAUGUUGGACGUCACAUCAUCAACAAGGUUCUCGGAAAGACUGGUCUCCUCAGUGGCAAGACGAGAAUUCUUGCUACCAAUGCGAUUACUGUCCUCAAGGAGGCAGAUUUCAUUGGCUUGCUCCGUGAUAAGACCAUUAUUGAAAAGGGAACAUACGAUCAACUCAUGGCUAUGAAAGGCGAGAUUUCUAACCUCGUACGUACAAACAUGGUGGACUCGGAUGACGAAGGCACUGCCAGCGGCUCUGAUGAUCUUACCAGCGUCGAGAGCUCAGUCGAGACUGCUAUCAUUCAAACUGGCGGCGACUCUGAUGCCGAGGAGACAGAGCAACCCGGUGAUCUCGUCCCUAUCAAGGCAGCUGGCGAAGCCCGGCGACGCACUAGCACAGUAACAUUGCGCCGCGCAAGCACUGUGAGCUGGCAAGGUCCCCGGCGCAAGCUAGGAGACGAAGAGAAUGUUCUCAAGAGCAAGCAAACACAGGAAACUUCCGAGCAAGGCAAGGUAAAAUGGAGUGUUUACGGCCAAUACGCGAAGGACAGCAACAUCGUCGCUGUCGGAUUCUACUUGUUCGCCAUGUUGGCUGCCCAGACUGCUCAGGUCGUCGGCAACUACUGGUUGAAGUACUGGACUGAGUGGAAUGAGAAGCAUGGAAGCAAUGCCCAAGUUGGCAAGUUCAUCGGUGUCUACUUGGCGCUCGGUUUGGGCUCGUCUCUUCUGGUCAUUUUCCAAAACUUGAUCCUGUGGAUUUUCUGUUCAAUUGAAGCGUCUCGCAAACUUCAUGAGCGCAUGGCAUUUGCCAUCUUCCGCUCUCCCAUGAGCUUCUUUGAAACCACACCGUCUGGCCGUAUUCUCAACCGCUUCUCAAGUGAUAUCUACCGUGUCGAUGAAGUACUCGCCCGUACCUUCAACAUGCUGUUCGCCAACUCUGCUCGUGCUAUCUUCACCAUGGUCGUCAUUUCCACCGGAACCCCUGCUUUCUUGUUGUUUGUCAUUCCUCUGAGCUACAUCUAUCUCAGCUACCAGAAGUACUAUUUGAGAACUUCGCGCGAGUUGAAGCGUCUCGAUAGUGUUACUCGAAGCCCAAUCUUCGCACACUUCCAGGAGUCCCUGGGCGGCAUUUCCACCAUUCGUGCCUAUCGCCAAGAAAACCGGUUUACUCUUGAAAAUGAAUGGCGUAUGGACGCUAACCUACGGGCUUAUUUCCCGUCCAUCAGUGCUAAUCGCUGGCUCGCCGUUCGUCUGGAGUUCAUCGGCUCGAUCAUUAUUCUGGCAUCUGCUGGACUUGCCAUCACGUCCGUUGCCAGUGGCAGCCUGCUUUCCUCUGGUAUGGUCGGUCUGGCCAUGUCAUAUGCUCUCCAAAUCACGCAGUCGCUGAACUGGAUUGUUCGCCAGACCGUUGAGGUUGAGACUAACAUUGUCUCUGUCGAGCGUGUGCUCGAGUAUGCCAAUCUCCCCAGUGAGGCACCCGAGGUGAUCUUCAAGCGCCGUCCUGCUAUCGGCUGGCCGGCUCAAGGUGCUGUUUCAUUCAAUGACUACAGCACCCGCUACCGCCCCGGGCUCGACCUUGUGCUCAAGGAUAUCAACCUCGAUAUCAAGCCGCAUGAGAAGAUCGGUGUCGUUGGCCGUACUGGUGCUGGAAAGAGUUCGCUUACACUGGCACUCUUCCGUAUCAUUGAAGGUGUCAACGGCAAUAUCAGCAUUGAUGGUCUUGAUGUCUCUACAAUUGGUCUGUUCGACCUUCGUGGUCGUCUUGCUAUCAUUCCUCAGGAUCCUGCCAUGUUCGAAGGCACCCUGCGCGACAAUUUGGAUCCUCGUCAUGUCCAUGAUGAUACUGAGCUCUGGAGUGUUUUAGAUCACGCAAGACUAAAGGAUCAUGUCUCUGGAAUGGAGGGACAGCUGGAUACCCAGAUCCAGGAAGGAGGCUCCAACUUGAGUCAAGGCCAGCGCCAGCUGGUGUCUCUCGCACGCGCACUGUUAACCCCCAGCAACAUCCUUGUUCUGGACGAGGCAACCGCCGCGGUUGACGUGGAGACUGAUGCACACCUGCAACGCACCCUGCGCAGCAGCAUCUUCCAGGACCGAACCAUCAUCACGAUCGCGCACCGUAUCAACACGAUCAUCGACUCCGAUCGCAUUGUCGUUCUAGACAAGGGCCGUGUGGCUGAGUUCGACACACCCGCUGAGUUGAUCAAGCGUGGCGGCAAAUUCUACGAACUCGCUAAGGAGGCCGGCCUGCUUGACAACGACGGUGCCAUUGCCUCUCAAGCCGCGUAG
Penicillium nucicola is the source of this 4617-nucleotide messenger RNA. RefSeq names its product ATP-binding cassette glutathione S-conjugate transporter YCF1. Gene Ontology annotation, cellular component: membrane. The record is from RefSeq and is a predicted model, not a curated record. Gene Ontology annotation, molecular function: ATP binding; ATP hydrolysis activity; ABC-type transporter activity. Gene Ontology annotation, biological process: transmembrane transport. Lineage: Eukaryota; Fungi; Ascomycota; Eurotiomycetes; Eurotiales; Aspergillaceae. Bases 1 to 4617 code for a protein of 1538 amino acids. The transcript is spliced from 5 exons.